Molecule: messenger RNA, 939 nt
Organism: Rhinocladiella mackenziei CBS 650.93
Lineage: Eukaryota; Fungi; Ascomycota; Eurotiomycetes; Chaetothyriales; Herpotrichiellaceae
Product: methylthioadenosine phosphorylase
Exons: 4
Coding region: 1-939 (312 amino acids)
Biological process (GO): nucleoside metabolic process
Cellular component (GO): cytosol
Molecular function (GO): S-methyl-5-thioadenosine phosphorylase activity
Source: RefSeq, a predicted model, not a curated record
AUGUCGUCAGAAGAAAACGUCUCCACCACAUAUACAGACCCCGUCCACAUUGGCGUGAUAGGCGGUACCGGCCUCGACCACCUCCCGCAUUUCCGUAAAGCCGCCGUCCUGACCCUGUCGACGCCAUGGGGCAUGCCGUCGUCCCCGAUCACCAUUCUCGAGCAUGCCUCGCCUACAACCGGCAAGACUGUGCCCAUCGCCUUCGUCGCCCGCCACGGUCCGCACCACGAAUUCAACCCCUCUGAGAUCCCGGUACGGGCUAACAUCGCUGCGUUUCGCAAACUCGGCGUGCGCUGUAUCAUCGCAUUUUCUGCCGCUGGCUCGCUGGCCGAGGAAGUCAAGCCCCGCGACUUUGUGGUUCCCGACCAGUGUAUUGAUCGGACCAAGGGGACCCGGCCGCACACGUUCUUCGAGGAUGGAAUGGUGGUACACGUGCCGUUUGCCGAUCCGUUUGACAAAAAAGUCGGCGAGGUGGUGAGGAAGUGCGGGCAUAGUCUAGAGGGCGAAGGGGUGAGGUUGCAUGAUACCGGAUGUGUGAUUGUUAUGGAAGGACCACAAUUCAGCACUCGCGCCGAGUCAAACAUGUAUCGCAGCUGGGGCGGCACCGUAAUCAACAUGUCCACGCUUCCCGAGGCCAAACUCGCCGCCGAGGCCGAGAUCGCGUACCAAGUCAUCCUCAUGAGUACGGACUAUGACUGCUGGCAUGACUCAGGCGACGUAUCCGUCGAGAUGGUCAUGGGCCACAUGCGUGCCAACGCGCUGAAUGCACGACGAUUUAUUGCCGCCGUGCUGGAUGAGUUGUCUAAGGAAGAACAUGCGGAGCUUGUUCGUGCGACGCAUCUAGCAGGAGCACGUAAAUUCGGGGUGAGUACGUAUCCUGCAGGACGGAGCGAGAAGGCAUUGGAGAGGCUUGGGUGGUUGUUCGAAGGGUAUUUCUGA